GACAUCGAGCCUGGACUACUACGAGCUGAGGUCCAACAGCUCCCUGGAGGGAUACGACAGCAUCGGCCCCCCCUUCCACUGCACCUUCAAGCUGCAGAACCUGGGCUUCUUCCCCGUGGAGGGGGUGACCAUCAAGAUCACCAUCCCCGUGGCCACCCGGGCGGGCAACCGCCUGCUGCUGCUGACUGAAUUCACAGCGGACCAGGAGAACACCACCUGCAACAUUUGGGGUAACACCACCGACUACCGCAGGACGCCCUCCGAGGAGGACCUCUCCCGCACCCCCCACCUGAACCACAGCAACUCCGACGUCGUUUCCAUCGACUGCAAUGUGAAACUGGCCCCCAACGAGGAGAUGAACUUGCACUUGCGGGGCCAUCUGUGGAUGAAGUCUCUGAAAGCACUGAAGUUCAAGUCACUGAAGCUCACCACGAACGCCGCGCUCCAGCGACGCUUUGGGAGCCCCUUUGUCUUCCGUGAGGAGGACCCCAGCCGUCAGAUAACGUUUGAGAUUUCCAAGCCGGAGGAGUCGCAGAUCCCCAUCUGGAUCAUCCUGGGGAGCACAUUUGGGGGGCUCCUGCUCCUGGCCCUGCUCGUCCUUGCGCUCUGGAAGCUGGGAUUUUUUAAGAGCGGGAGCCACAGGCGUGCAGAGGAGCGGGAGCGGAGCACCCAGGAGUGA
This is a messenger RNA of Mesitornis unicolor (brown roatelo), 679 nucleotides long. RefSeq names its product integrin alpha-11-like. The annotation marks the transcript as partial. The transcript is spliced from 7 exons. Gene Ontology annotation, cellular component: integrin complex; external side of plasma membrane. Gene Ontology annotation, biological process: cell adhesion mediated by integrin; cell-cell adhesion; integrin-mediated signaling pathway. The record is from RefSeq and is a predicted model, not a curated record. NCBI's taxonomy places the organism in Eukaryota, Metazoa, Chordata, Aves, Mesitornithiformes, Mesitornithidae. Gene Ontology annotation, molecular function: integrin binding.